Molecule: messenger RNA, 1077 nt
Organism: Letharia lupina
Lineage: Eukaryota; Fungi; Ascomycota; Lecanoromycetes; Lecanorales; Parmeliaceae
Exons: 4
Coding region: 1-1077 (358 amino acids)
Source: RefSeq, a predicted model, not a curated record
AUGUCGCCUUUCGACGAUACGGGCAGAAUACACAAGUGGCCUUUGCUGAUAUCCAACUCCGUCCUCUUUGGCGUCUGUCUAGCAAGCGUUAGCGUUCGAUACUACGUCCGCUUUUUCAUACAGAAACAGUUGUCGAUAGACGAUGGCAUUCUACUCUUCGGGAUUCUAUGCUUGAUCUCAGCCAUGGUCUUACUGAUCAUCUUCGUCGACGAUUUGUUCCUGGUCGAGGCACUGGAAGGAAGCACGAUCCCGGCCGACUUGCCGGUAGACUUCCUUCAGCGUGUCUUCGAUUUCGAAAAAUUGGUUGUUGGUGGUCUGGUGCUGACGUGGUGUGCUAUCAUCUCCGUGAAGUUCAGCUAUCUGUUCUUAUUCAGAAAGCUUAUUGAUCGAAUUCGUCCUAUGGUCCUUUACUGGUGGGUUGCUGUGAUAUUCAAUGCGUUGAUCUCGAUUUAUGGAAUUAUCAUCUAUGCCGUUAUACGCCCUUGGUAUUGUACCACUAUUUCAGUGGAGUGUUUGCAGGGAAACGGUCUAGACAAAUCAUUUGCUUUCGCAAUCAGCCAGAUGGUUCUCGACAUCUUCGGUGAUCUCUUGAUAUUGGUUAUCCCCUUCCACCUCAUCUGGAGGAUCAAAGUCCGAUUGUCGCAAAAGCUCGUCUUAGCGUCAACCCUCUGUUUCACCGUCCUAACCAUCAUGUGCACAAUAACCCGUGUCGUCGGUGUUCGCACGAGCUCCAGCGAUUCCUCCUUAGACACCGUUUGGCAGACAUACUGGCAGUACAUCACUGCCAACAUCGCGCUGACCAUGACAGCGGCUACAGCCUUCCGAGCGUUCUUCAUCUCCAGACAUCAAGACAGACCAGCGCAGAGACAGGGAUCCAACAAGUCUUGGAUUAGUAGGAGUUGGCGGUUCUUCAAAUUGGUGCUGAGGCCGUGGUCAUGGCAAGGGAAAAGCAGCGCACUGCAAAUUGGUGAAGACUCCAGUAACCGAGGAAUAGAACUGCCAUUGAUCGAAGAGCGGGCCACCAUGACUGGCAUGCGGACUUUCAUCAACCGGCAAGGAGAAUUCGGUGAAGAAUAG